Molecule: messenger RNA, 2421 nt
Organism: Psilocybe cubensis
Lineage: Eukaryota; Fungi; Basidiomycota; Agaricomycetes; Agaricales; Agrocybaceae
Exons: 4
Coding region: 1-2421 (806 amino acids)
Source: RefSeq, a predicted model, not a curated record
AUGAGCGGGAGUGCGGGGCCAUCUCCAACCAGUCUUUCGCGUUCUGCGACUACUCUAGGACCUUCAACGUCCUCAUUCCCUCAGCCAAAACCCCAGCGACACGUCGUCUCCACGACGAAGAAAACGACUUCGUCGAUGCCGCGGCCACUGCACCUUGCGUUGGGAUCUGUCGUCGGUUCCUCAAGUUCAGCCACGACACCGGGUUCAAUUUCGCCGUCACCUUCUCCCAGCUCUCACUCGGCGACGCAGAACGGCCAUAGUUCAGGCGGUGGCGAUAACACGCUAUUCGUAGAACCAGGUACAUUCGCUCCAUCCGGCACUUCGCGAGCACCAUCACCGUUACCCCUCAGUCCCAACACUGCUAACGUGAAACGGAGCUCCACCAGCUCUUCCACCAAACUCUCGAAGGCUUCCAAGCGGUCGUCUAUCUCGUAUCUACCACCGGAUGGGCCAUCACAAACACAGCGAGAGCGAGCGUCGGUUGAUGGGUUGUUACGCACACCAUUAUCGUCUACGACGUCAUUUUUUGGGGAUGCAGGAAGGGAUGUAGGUGCUGGGUUGACGAGGAGCAGUUCGCUUGGAAGAGGGUUGAGGACGCCUAGGAGUCCUGCUUUUCCAGAGAGAGGAACUCAGGGUACCAAAGAGGCUAGUCUGGCGCCCCCUAGCCAUCUGAAGGAUAGGCCGCCAGUGACAUUAGCAGAGAAGCAUGCUGAACUACUGCACUUCAUUGCCCAAAAGGAAUCCAAGUGCCUUGAGCUACGGUCACAACUCGCCGUACAUGAAGCUGAACUUCUGCAAUUAAAACGUAAAUGGGAGCGCAUUGUGAACCGCGGUUUUGAAAGGUCGCAGUCAUUGGCGUCAACACCAUCUUCAUCUAACCUCCCGACAUCAACAUCCUCAUUGCUAUCUAGCUCAGCAUCACCCAAUACUCUGUCACACAAUACCUCUGGAGGAUCGUCAACUGCGUCUCCUUCGUAUUUCAAUGGAUUAGCACCUGCGGCCAACGUACCCGGCGCAGUUGUGCUUGAAGGCAUAAAGGGAGGCGUACAGGGCAUGAGCAGGCUCAUCGCCGCGGGUCUGGAAUCCAUAGUACACGUCAAUGGGCCCGCUACACCAACCACCCCACUAUCGGCUCGCUCAGACGCGUUAUCCAGCGGACAUGCGGCUAGCACACCCCUCCGUGCACCCGUUGAUGGUGCCCCUGCAUCUAAACACUGGGCAAAGGUAGAUGCGAAUAUCACGCGUACACAUGGGCAUGGGCAGAAGGAAUCGCAGUCUUCAUCAUCCACGACGACUUCGGCAGCUUCCAGCGCGACAUUUGCCAGCACAUCGACGAGAAUUUCUACAACUUCGACCGCAGCGAGUGUGAGUGGCUCGUCAACCUCGGGCGACACGACUCGCAAGCCCGAUGCUACUGGGACUACUACUUCUUCCGCCGCUGCCUCUGUGAUAUCGGAUGUUGACAGCGAAUUUGGCGACUUUGAAGACGGAAAGCAGCGAAGUCUGUCUCCAGAGCAAGAACAGGAUGUGCUCAUGGUCUACGAUACUGGCGCGACACCUACAAUGAGCCCCAAUCCGCACUUCAGGAGGAAAAGACCCGCGGAACAUAUCCAUGUUGAGAAAUUGGUUUUGCCGCCCACAGACGCGCAGUUUCUUGCCAGCGGUGCUGGCAGCGCGGAUAAGGAUAAGGAGAUGGAGGACUUUGAUUGGGAUGACGGGUGGGACGAGCCCGCUAGCGAGGCGCAGGCGAGGGAUAGUGCUUCUGUGUCUUCUAGUUUACGGGAUACUGCUCCAGAGGCGAGUCCGAGGACUGAAAGUGCAGCAUCUGUGGUUACUUCGCCUGCUCCUGCGGUAGGAGCGCUGAAUACAGCUACGCCCACGACGCAGCAGAUGUCUUAUUGGGUUGGAAGUGUUGGCAAGAAAUGGGAUGAAUUAAAAGGGAGCAAUACAUUCACGAAAAGUCAAAAACGCGCGUCGCUGCUUCUCUCUGACAUGCAGAACACCAUUGUCUCUGCGCUGACUUCGCCGCCCACAUCAACCAAGCCGCUUUUCGGAGACGGCUCUUAUACCAAAUCGCCCCAAAUGCAGUCGCCCAACCCUGGCUCACCAGCGACUUUCUCAUCAAAUGCGUCGCAAUCGACGCUGCUAUCACCCCGCAUCCCUACCUCUGCACAACCUCGACCGCGGUCCGCUACGUCUCUGCUCGACGACUCUGAUGAAGAACUCGGCUCCGAUGUUGGUGCGAAUCAGUUGCGCGCCAAGUUGAAUUCGAGGAUGAUGGCGCCUGUCAUGGUGCCGGAUUCGCUUUCGCCUACUGCUGCCUCGCAGAGUAAGCAGGUUUCGAAGGUGAAAGUGACGACGAAGAAGAGCGCUGUGACUCCGGCCCCGCCGAAGGAUGAUGAGGAUGAGUGGAAUUGGUGA